AUGCUGAGCAUAUUAGGGUUGGAAAUACCGUCGGAGGUUCCGAUUCUUGACAUGGAACUAACGCCGAACGUGGUUGUCUCUCUGCCGAAUAAUACCAGGUCCACCGCCGAUGUGCCGGCGUCGGCUCCGGUCGACGGUUUAUACCUGAGAUACAAAUGGUAUCGGGUAGAGGGUAAUAAGAAUGCUACACGUUGUCAUCUGCAUCCGUCAGAACAAGCCACCUUACAAUGUAAUUACUGUGCACAGCGUCAGAGUCUUAUUGCGAAAAGCUACCACUGUUCAUCAAAGUGCUUUAAAGACGCGUGGCCUUUUCAUAAGACUGCACAUGAGGAAUCAAAGAAAUCUGGCAUCCAAGACGACGUGAUAAAAAACAAUAAUAACCACGGCGCAACAGGGAAGGAGACAACACUACGUGAGGUCGGGCAUUGUAGAACAUACAUGCCAACACCUGAGGAUUUGGACUGCGUUUUGAAGCUAGAGGUUUCUGUGGUCUCUGCAAAGACUGGAACGAUUUUGGGAUCACGUAUAGUCUCGACUGCUAACCGUGUUGUUCGAUACCCUACACCAUUUCCGCGUUAUUUGAUUGCUAUUAGUGGACUUCAUGAUGCGAUGAGGCAGCCAGGAAAUUUUACUGUCCUUUCAUAUAACAUCUUGUCUGACACCUCUGCCACUAGCGAUCGAUUCAGUUACUGCCCUCCAUGGGCUCGUACUUGGACAUACCGUAGAACGAACUUGCUUAUGGAGAUUUUUCGUUAUGGUGCAGAUGUAGUUUGCCUGCAAGAGGUACAAGAAGGGCAUUUGGAAGAUUUCCUAGCUCCUGGAUUGGACAAGUUUGGAUAUGAUGUUCAGUACAAGAGGAGGACUAAUGAGGUUCUGAGCGGACGAGCAAGUACAAUUGAUGGCUGUGCAACAUUUUUCAAGCGGGAUAGAUUUUCAUUUGUUCGGAAAUAUGAUAUUGAAUUCAACAAGUGUGCUCAGGCUUUGGUCGAGGCUUCUGUCCCUGAUAACCAAAAGGCGCUUGCUUCUGAACGACUGAUCAAGGAUAACAUUGGGUUGAUAGUCGUUCUAGAACCAAAAUUUUCUAUUCAGCAGCCGGCUGGUCCUUCUGCGAAGCAUCCGCUAAUCUGUGUGGCAAACACGUGUAUAGAUAUCCCAGAAGAAAUGAAGGAUGUGAUGCUCUGGCAGGUUCACACAUUAUUGAAAGGGAUUGCAAGAGUAGCUGUGAGUGACAAAAAUAUGCCUAUGAUUAUGUGUGGAGAUUUCAACAUGGUUCCUGGGAGUGCUGCUCAUUCGCUUGUUGUAAUGGGGAGUAUCCACCCGCAGCACCCGGAUUUGACGGUUGACCCUUUUGGUAUCCUGCAACCUCAGUCACAGUUGGUUCAUGAUUUGCCUCUGGUGAGUGCAUACUCAGCAUUGUCGAGACUCCCAAUAGGUCCAGGAUGGGAUAAAUACAGGAGGAGCAUACAUCGUGAUACAAACGAGCCAGUGUUUACCAUCUGUACCAAGGACUUCACAGGCUGUCAUGAUUACAUAUUCUACACAGGGAAUAAUUUGAGAGUGGAAAGCUUAUUGGAACUAAUGGAUGAAAUGGUAGUGAGGAAAAACACAGCUCUCCCAUCAACACAAUGGUCUUCUAGCCACAUUGCAAUCUUAGCCCAGUUUAGGUGCGUACUCUGA
Molecule: messenger RNA, 1677 nt
Organism: Eutrema salsugineum
Lineage: Eukaryota; Viridiplantae; Streptophyta; Magnoliopsida; Brassicales; Brassicaceae
Product: carbon catabolite repressor protein 4 homolog 2
Exons: 8
Coding region: 1-1677 (558 amino acids)
Biological process (GO): nuclear-transcribed mRNA poly(A) tail shortening
Cellular component (GO): nucleus; CCR4-NOT complex; cytoplasm
Molecular function (GO): poly(A)-specific ribonuclease activity
Source: RefSeq, a predicted model, not a curated record